Penicillium diatomitis is the source of this 1653-nucleotide messenger RNA. RefSeq lists its product as uncharacterized. The record is from RefSeq and is a predicted model, not a curated record. The coding region runs from base 1 to 1653 and encodes 550 amino acids. NCBI's taxonomy places the organism in Eukaryota, Fungi, Ascomycota, Eurotiomycetes, Eurotiales, Aspergillaceae. The transcript has 2 exons.
AUGACUGCUGCACCGCCUGUGUCUCACGCCGUUCCUCCAGAGGGUCUCAAUGGUGCAUCCGGUCAUCUCGCGCAUAAUCUGCCUCGAUAUCAAGCCAUCGCGAUGAAUCCGAACCCCCCUGCACACCCAGCCAUGCCUCCGCCAGAGCAGAUGGUGCAGAACCCUCACUAUCGUCACUAUGCGCCGCCACCUACCGUGCACGAAUCUCAUUCAGGACCCCCACCUCCACCCCCAGCGCCGGCCCUGUCCUCGCUCGAUCAGAUCGAGGCGCGCUUGCGUCAGCUGGAGCACGAGGAAAUGAACCGCAUGGCUGCGCGCCAACAUCUCCUGGCGAUACGCAAGCGCGAAGACGAGGAGUUUCGAAGAAUGACCGAAAGCGCCGAGGCUGAAGAGGAGGAUCUCCGGCGCCAACGGAAGAAGAUCAAGAGGGAGUCCAUGGGCCUGGGCCAGAAUCAGACAGUCGACUCUCCCCCCAUGCGUCCAACAGCGUCGCGCCGAUUGUCGGAAACCAGUGCGGCUACAACGCUGGCCUUUUUCAAGCAACAAAGCCCUCCAGAACCCCGUCAGACACUUUUACCACCCAUCUCACGGACACCGCAGCCUCCGCCUCAUCUGAUGCACCCUCAGCCUCAACACCCUACAGGCCCACCUGCGCCUCCAUCGCAGUCUUCUUCGUCCCAGCAUUCACAUUCGCAAGCCCAUCCAUCCCAAAGCCAGAAUCAACACCAACACUCUCAUCAGCAUCCUCACCAACAUCAUCCUUCUCACCAGCACCAGGCGCAACACCAUCACCCGCAUCCACACCCGCACCCGCACCCGCACCCGCAUUCUCAUCAGCACUCGCAACAGCAUCAACCUCUUCAACAACACCACCAGCACCAACAUUCUGUCAACUCUCAUGAACAAAUGAAUGGCGCAGGAUCAGUGCGAAGGAAACAAAAAUAUACGAUCAAAAACGUCGAGGCCUGGGGGGAACGCCAUGGUCGUCCUGCAGCCCAUGACCCUUCCGGGCGUGCGCUCUGGAAGCGGCCCUCGGACGGAAGCCUGGUGUAUUUGACGUGCCCAAUCCAAGGCUGCGGUAAAUCGGACUUUGUCACCUUGCACGGCUUCAUGUGUCAUUUGACGAAAAAGCACAAAGACCGGACCUUGGGAAGCCAGUCGCGGGCUCUCGAAAUGUGCGGCCUCAUCUACGACCCCAAUGCGCCGCUCCCUCCGGUACAGGCAUCCAACCGCGCCUCGAUGGGAGACAGUCCACUGGAUGGGGGUCUGGAUGACGAGGGUCACGAUCCCGAUAUGGAGUCGGAGCCCGAGGACAGCGAGGAGUCGCGCGAGGAGAUGUACAGGAUGAAGACCGAGGCAUCCGAGCGACACAUGAUCGAUGGACAACGGACUCCCGAGUCGCAGAAUGCGUCUCCAGUUCCACCCCGACUCACGAUGGGUAGCUCGAAUAAGCCAUCCAUCUCUUCUAUCAUUGACCGCACACCAGACUCCGGCUCGGGCCGUGAGACCCUUUCAUCGGCGCCUUCUUCCGAGUCUCUGUCCCAAGGCCUCACCCCGGUGUCCAUGGAACAGUCUGUACCUUUGAAACGCAAGUAUGAAUAUUCUCCAGGGAAGGAGAAUGCGGAACUCAGAUUGGGCUCCGCCAGUGAGUGA